This is a messenger RNA of Recurvomyces mirabilis, 2604 nucleotides long. RefSeq lists its product as uncharacterized. The coding region runs from base 1 to 2604 and encodes 867 amino acids. The transcript has a single exon. The record is from RefSeq and is a predicted model, not a curated record. Gene Ontology annotation, biological process: protein phosphorylation. Lineage: Eukaryota; Fungi; Ascomycota; Dothideomycetes; Mycosphaerellales; Teratosphaeriaceae. Gene Ontology annotation, molecular function: ATP binding; protein serine/threonine kinase activity.
AUGCCUCACCUCUUCCCAUUCGCCAGCCAUGGCAGCGGCGAGCAUAAUACCACUACCACUGUACAAGAGAUGGAGCAGGAUCGACCACAUAAGGUGCAUCGACGAGCACCUUCCCUAUUGAGAGGUCUGGGUGGACUGCUCAAGAGGCAUCAUGACCAUGAUCUUCCUCGGGACAUUGUUGAAGCGCCGCAGACUGCUCCUACUGAGGUAGCAUCUACCGGAGACUACUUCGGACCUACUCGGAGACGUAGUUCAGAAGAGGUUGUCGCGGCUUCGAAGCGAGCCAUACCAUCUCUACCUCGACCACAGACGUUCCGUAGGCAGGAGUCUGAGAAGAGAGAGAAGCUUCAGCUCAACGAACCCAGUCCGACUGAGAAGCGUACUUUAAGCGUCGAUCGACGACGUGGUCUCAGUGCAAGUGCUGCCAGGAGACCAAGCUCGCCGAUUGUUCCUUUUCCGUCCUUCUCCAUUUCAAGCAUUGAUCCGACGAAUCAACCUCCACCAACGCAAUUGGAACUACAAUCGUCAAGUAACGGAUUGCGGUCGACACGAGGUCCACCUGAGGGCCUGCCGCCGCUACAGAUACCAGAUCAGCCUCAAUUCAACUCUGAUGUCUUCAUGGAGGAUGACCAACCCGAAGAUGAUCAGCGUUCUAUACGUGACGAAUACGAGAGAAGCUGGAUUCUCAAUCUCAGUAUGCACUUCCGCGACAAGUCGAAUCGUGAGAAGUUCUUCGUCACGUACGCUGAGAAGCCAAACAAAUGGCGUCGCAUAACACUAUCUUUGGACUACCGCGAUGCUCCUGAUGGUUCACUGGAAGCCGACAUCAGCACACUUCAUUACCAGCGUGACAAGAGCUUCCGCAUUUACGAGGCUAUCCGGGAGUCAUUACCUGAAAUCCAAUACUACGAUACCGUCACGAACCUCAAACUCGAAACGACACGAGACGACUGUCAACUACAUGUCCAUGUUCGUGAGGAUGCCAAUGAAAUCAUUCAAUACCCUGCUCUCUCACUCUUCUCGCACGUAAUCACACCUCUCUAUCGCGAGGGCCAGCUGGAAUUCAUCUCCCACCUCUCCGGCUUCGUGUACAAAGUCCUCGCUGAUGGCAUGGUGGUCAUCAAAAAGGAGAUUCCUGGUCCCGACACAGUCGACGAGUUCUUGUACGAGGUCAACGCUCUUGACGCACUUGUCGACUGCCCGAACGUCGUGCAGCUUCAAGGUCUCGUCACUGAUGAGUCUGGCUCCGUGGUCAAGGGUUUGCUUAUCGGUUAUGCAUCGCAAGGUGCAUUGGUAGAUAUGCUCUACGACUUUCGCGGCACGUCUGAGCUUCCGUGGUACAGACGGGAGAAAUGGGCGAAGCAGAUCCUGCAAGGCUUGACUGAGGUCCAUGAAGCUGGGUUCGUGCAAGGGGAUUUUACUUUGUCGAACAUUGUCAUUGAUGCCGACGAUAAUGCUCUUAUCAUCGACAUCAACCGACGAGGAUGUCCUGUUGGCUGGGAGCCACCGGAGUUGAGUCGUCUGAUCGAGAGCGGGCAGCGGAUCGGAAUGCACAUUGGUGUCAAAACUGAUCUGUUCCAGCUUGGAAUGGUACUUUGGGCGUUGGCGGAGGAGAUUGACGAGCCAGAGCGCGUCAGGAGGCCUUUACCGGCUGUUAAUCUUGACGUUCCGGACUACGUCCAGCAGAUCAUCGAUAUCUGCUUGAGUGGUCGACCACGAGAUCGCGCCGAGGCGAAGGAACUUCUUCGACUGUUCCCGGCCUUAGCAGGCGGAGCGCCGUCCCGUGCGGGGAGGUCAGUGGACUUCGGACAACAUAAGCAAGCUAUCAACGACAGCGUCUCAACCCAUCGCUCGGACAAGGAGUACAUUGACCCUGAUAUGGCAGUGACACUGGACGAGGUCCGCAGACCACGACCUGAGCAUAGUCGGGCUUCGGACUUCACCUCUGCAGUCACUUAUGUUGACCCGGACUCCAACCCGGCCUCGAGCUAUAGAUUCACAAGUACGGGUUCGUGGGUGGAUGUCGAACAUCGCCGAGGUCGAUCGCCUGUCUCAAGCCGAAGGCGCAGGAGUUCACCGUACGGCCGCUCUGCUAGUAGCGCGACUUCUGUGUCGGUAUCGUCUGAGACGUUUGAAAGGGUGCGUGAUGUGCCUGGCCGUGAGCAUAGGGAUGGUGGGGAAAGGUGUAGGGUAGAGGAGAUUGGCGACGAGACGCUGAGGUCUGAGUACCCACCUGCCAUCGACGACGAUGACUGUCUUCCGCCUUUGCCGCCCAGCUCGACUGACUUGCUCUCCGAGGUUCGCAUUGCACAUCAGCAGGAGCUAAUGCGGAACAAGCAGCUCGAACUCAUGCACCAGCAGGAAGAGGCAUCCCAGAUCCCACUUCUGCACACUGACUCCGGCUUUGAUGAGACAAUGAUUGAUGAGCUUGAAGUCCAGCCUGGGCCUGCUACGAAUAGUUACGACACCAAUCGCCACAACAUCGGCUGUACGCUUCUGACCGGGAAGGUCAUGGAUGUUGUUCAAGCGCGCGAGCAUGCUGGAUCAGCAACAGAACCCAAGGAUAUGAGACACGGUGAGCUCGAGGAUGAGCAAAAGUUAUGA